Messenger RNA from Saxophila tyrrhenica, 813 nucleotides. It is a transcript of the gene UBC6, whose product is annotated as Ubiquitin-conjugating enzyme E2 6. The transcript has 2 exons. Bases 1 to 813 code for a protein of 270 amino acids. Lineage: Eukaryota; Fungi; Ascomycota; Dothideomycetes; Mycosphaerellales; Extremaceae. The record is from RefSeq and is a predicted model, not a curated record.
AUGGCCAGCAAGGCUGCCUACAAACGGCUGAACCGCGAAUACGCCACGAUCUCCGCCAAUCCACCGCCGUACAUCUCUGCCCACCCGUCCGAAGCCAACAUCUUAGAGUGGCACUACGUUCUCACCGGCCCUCCUCAGACCGCUUACGAGGGAGGGCAGUACUGGGGUACGCUGGUCUUUCCCCAUGACUACCCUUUCGCCCCGCCUGCGAUCCGCAUGCACACACCCUCUGGCCGCUUCCGCCCCUCCGAGCGUCUCUGCCUCAGUAUCUCCGACUUUCACCCUAAAUCCUUCAACCCAGCGUGGGAGGUCAGCACGAUCCUGCUGGGCGUACAGUCCUUCAUGACCUCAGAAGAGAUGACGACCGGCUCUGUGUCGGCAUCAGAGGGUGAGAGGAAAGCGUUAGCAGCACGAACAAGGUGGUGGAACAGCACAGGCGGCGGGAGCACAGAUCGACGACUUCCGGGUCAGCAGGCAGCUGGGAGUAACAGGCGUGGCUUCGGCGCGAUCAAAGGCGGAGACGGCGGAAAGAAAUUCAAGGAGCAGUGGCCGGAGCUGGACGAAGAGAAUUGGAAGUGGAUGGAGGAGCAGAAGAUUGAUCCGCAAACGGGCAAGAGUUUGGUGCAGACGAGCUGUGCGCCGGAGAUGGAGGGGUUGAGGAAGAGAGUGGGAGGUAGUGCGGCGGCGGGACUGGGUGCUGUGGUGGAUGGGGGCGCUGAGGGGCAGGGGUUUGUUAGGAGGAAUGCGAUGUACAUUGCUCUUGGGGUGCUGUUUGCGUAUGUGCUUGUGAUGCGGGUGGUGAAGGAGCAGUGA